This is a messenger RNA of Monopterus albus (swamp eel), 3685 nucleotides long. Its product is annotated as zinc finger protein 708-like. The coding region runs from base 207 to 2645 and encodes 812 amino acids. Gene Ontology annotation, biological process: regulation of DNA-templated transcription. The transcript is spliced from 4 exons. NCBI's taxonomy places the organism in Eukaryota, Metazoa, Chordata, Actinopteri, Synbranchiformes, Synbranchidae. The record is from RefSeq and is a predicted model, not a curated record. Gene Ontology annotation, molecular function: DNA-binding transcription factor activity, RNA polymerase II-specific; RNA polymerase II cis-regulatory region sequence-specific DNA binding.
GACGCCGGAAACGGAUGUGCAGCACGGAAUCGUUUCGGAGGAGCACAAGUCCCCAUAGCAGGUGAAAGUAGAUGUUACUAUAACACGGAAGAAAGACUGAUGCGUUUAAAAUCUAACUGACUAUUAUUUAAGUGGCGGUUUCGUGUUAAAAAUGCGUUUGCGAGCUGGCGGACACUGCGGGCUGAGCUUUUAGUUUGACUGAAAAAAUGGAGGAGAGGUUCGGCAACGAAGUGGCGUCGAUCGUGGAAGUCGCCAUCCAGGCGGCCGUGUCCGUGUUCAAGGAUGUCUGGGCGAAAGAGGCGCCACACACGGAGUGGGAAGAGGCGAAGUUCGGCCAAAUCCAAGAGAUAGAGAAGUGUCUGGUGAUUCAGAUCCACAAAGUGUUCACAGAGUUCUCCUCGGAGCUGCUCGAGGAGAACGAGGCUCUGCGGGCUAAAGUGGAGCAGCUGGAGGAUGUUCUGCAGAGGAAAGCCGGGCAGCUGGAGCAGGAGCUGGAGGCCAGAGUGGGGCAGCUGGGCAGAGACAUGGAGCAGCUGGAGAAGGAGCUGAAAAGCAUCAAUGAAGGCAGCAGCAAGACACAGGGAAGCCCGACCCACCUCCUGCUGCACGAUGGCUCACUGACAGGAGCUCCGGUGCUGUCAGUCCCCCCCAGUCAAGCUGCCCCUCUGACUGCUGUGAAGGAGUCUAACUCAAACCCUCCACCGGUUUCAGCAGCGAGCACUGACGUUGUUCCCAGUUCUACAGUUGAAUCCGUGACUGUCCCUAAGCCUGCAGUAGCGCCAAUGGUGUUUGUCAGCAGAGUCAGUUCUGCUCCCACGGUGUUGUUGGUGGGUGCCAGCCAGGUUGUCACCCAACGCCCCCCACCAUCAACGGGUGUUUCUGAAAUUGUGGGAACAACACAGCUCGUUCUCAAACCAGCAGCCUCACCGGGGUCCACACCUCAAGACGUCCCCAGUCCAGACUCCGUCAGCGGUGUCGACUCGGCACAGGAAAAGAAAUCUGCAGAAGAGGCACCUACAAGGAGAUCGCAGAGGGCCAGGAGACUGUCUCGUAAGCUUUGGGUUGUCAUUGACAACGACAUUGAACAGAAAGUGAUCAUGAGAGGUGAAAGACAGAAAAUAAAAGAGCCACAGACAGAGAAGCGGUUCUCCUGUGAGCACUGUGGCGCCGGUUUUCAUUGGAAAGGUGAAUUGAACAAGCACAUGAAGGUCCACAAGAAGCCGUUUCCUUGUGAAAAGUGUGGCAGAAGUUUCCUGAUGAAGUCGUCUCUGGAGAAUCACCUCACGCGUCAUGAGGCCAGUAAAGCCCCCCUGCCCUUCCCCUGUCCUCACUGUAAAAGGUCGUACAGAAAAGAGCAGUCGCUCCAGAAUCACCUCAAGCUCCACCAGCGUUUGAGGCCACCGAAGCCAUUCGCCUGCGAUCAGUGUGGAAAAACAUUCAGGAUUCAGCAGUCGCUGGAAAACCACCUGUUGCGUCACGAGAAGUGGAAGCAAAGGUUGAAGUGUCAGCUCUGUGACAAGACAUGCAAGACGUCGGUCCAGCUGAAAUGUCACAUGACCGUCCACUCGGAGGAAAGGCCGUUCAGCUGUGAAACCUGUGGGAAGGUUUUUAAGAGUAAAGACACUCUUCGCUUCCACCAGAUUGUCCACACAAACACCAAAAAGUACAAAUGCACAAUGUGCGAGGAGACCUUCAAGUACGCCCAUUCGCUGACGGUGCAUAAGAGGAAACACACAGGCGACUCCCCCUUCGUGUGCACUGUGUGCAACAGGUCGUACCGGACCGGCACUGCUCUGAAAAGACACAGUGUGAUCCACACGGGAGAGAAACCCUUCACCUGCCACAUCUGUGGAGCGAGAUUCAGCCUCAACAACAACCUCAAGAGGCACCUUCGCAUUCACACAGGGGAGAAGCCCUUCACCUGUCAGGAGUGCAGCAAGAGCUUCUCAGACAACAACAAGCUCAAGUCCCACAUGCUCAUCCACGGAGCCAGAAAGCCUUUUAUGUGCGACCUGUGUGGGAAGACCUUCCUCUUCAACUGCAGGCUGCUGAUACAUCAGAAGUACGUGCACGCCAACAGGAAUGAGGAGACUGACUGCACACAAGGGUUUUUACAGGCCAGACAGCGAAACAAGUCACUGGUUAAACCAUUCAGCUGCAAAAUAUGUCUGAGAGGUUUCAGCGCCGCUUGUUCACUCAAGCUUCAUGAAAGAGGCCACAGUGAGCAAAAGGAGUAUAACUGUGGAAUCUGUGGGAAGGCUUUCCAUAACAAGUACUCUUUUGGCUACCACCAGAGAAGCCACUCGGGAGAGAAGCCCUUUGUUUGUGAUGUGUGCGGUAAGAGGUUUUUCCACACAGCUAGUCUGAAGCAGCACGAGCGCAUACACACAGGUGAAAAACCGUACAAGUGCGACCAGUGCGGCAAGGCCUUCAGGACAGACGGAAACUUCUACAGACACUUGCGGAUCCACACCGGCGAGAAACCCUUUGAAUGUAUGUACUGUCAAAAGAAGUUCCACCAGUCCAACCAGCUCAAGUCCCAUCUGCAGGUCCACACCGGGCAGAAGCUCUACUCGUGCCAGCAGUGUGGCCGUGGCUUCUCUGAUUCAAGGCAGCUGAAGAAGCACAGCUGCAACGGGUCAUAGGUGAUGUGAGGCUGUUGUGUGUUCUCCACUGGCAUGUUCAGAUGAUGAACCACUGGAAUGUGGAGUCACGUAUGGAGUGGAGGGAGGUUAUAUUAAGAAUAAAGAAAAGAACUGUGACAAAUGACAGACUAAAAUCACAGUUUCAUCUUCAUGAUUAGUUGUUGGCAAUGACAGACAGUUUAUUAACAGAGAAUUAAUCUACUCAAGGUGUGCAAAUAUGUUUAGUUGUUGCAUUUAUUAAGUAAAAAUAUAAAACAAUGGGUUGUGGUAGCUUCAUAGUACAAACUUUUGUUUUUGUUGUUAACACUUCAUGGCUCUGGCAUCAUACUUGUCAUUACUCUUCAUGUAUCAGGGCUGACGGAUUCAUCAAAAGCACUUAUUAUACAAUAUUUGAGAGUAAAUGUUGUUGCAGCUUUCAUCCAGUGUUCACAGAUGUUGGCUGCGUUGUUUGUGGAUGUCCUGGUUUUAAUUUUCAAUUGUGAUUCAAUCACCUCAGCUGUUAAAAGCAUUGGAAGAACAGGUUGUUUAGCUUAUAGGACAUUGUGGCCACUUAAAAAAAUCAAUAAAUCUCAAAAGAUAUACUAAGGUAAGAUAACCUCUGUAAGGCUACAUUCAUGUUACAGGCCUCAAUCUUCAAUUCUGAUCUUAUCAUCUGUGAGGGACAGAUGGCAUCAGGCCGUAUGUGCAGAAGGAGGAGAGUUUAAAACAACCACAUGGAUUCUGAUCUAACAGCGCUGCACAGUCAGAGGUCGAAUAGGAAUUGGACCUAGGAGCACAUACUGUAUAUGCAGAUGGCCCAGAUCUGAUCUGAGAACAUCUGGUUUGGUCUGUACACACUUCUUGGUCUGAGGCACUGGGAGGGAGAAAGGUUGGGUUUGCAUUGCUUCAGCUGUGAUAUGAAUGUAACUUAAAUGCUAAUUGAUAAGUGUAGUAUAAAUACCAGCUUUGUGGAGUCAGUGUUUUAAGAGGGAGUUUUUUCAGCAACUGAAAUGUUUUCUCUUUUAUCAGCUGAGUUGAUAUUAAACUGAAAAUUAAGGUUA